Microtus ochrogaster (prairie vole) is the source of this 2092-nucleotide messenger RNA. RefSeq names its product vomeronasal type-2 receptor 116-like. Lineage: Eukaryota; Metazoa; Chordata; Mammalia; Rodentia; Cricetidae. The record is from RefSeq and is a predicted model, not a curated record.
CCUCAACCUCUUGAUGCCUCAACAGCUCCUUCAGAUUACCUAUGGACCAUUCCAUCCCAUCCUGAGCAAUCGUGAACAAUUUCCCUCUCUGUAUCAGAUGGCUGCCAAGGACACAUCUUUAGCCCUGGCCAUGAUCUCUUUGAUAUUUUACUUCAACUGGAACUGGAUUGGCCUGGCUAUCUCAGACAAUGAUCAGGGUACUCAAUUUCUCACACGCUUGAGAGGAGAGAUGGAAAAACUUACAGUCUGCUUUGCCUUUGUGAGUAUGAUUCCAGUCAAGAUGGAUUUAUUCUUGUCAAGAGGAGUGUAUUAUAACCAAAUAGUGACAUCAUCCACAAAUGUAGUUAUCAUUUAUGGUGACCCAGAAAGUGCUCUAGCUGUGGGCUUUAGAAGGUGGGAAUCUCUAGGUUUACAGAUAAUAUGGGUCACCUCUUGGGAUGGCACUACAAGAAAGAAUGACUUUCCAUUUAAUAUAUUCAAUGGAAAAAUUACUUUUGCAUACCACCAUGCUGAGAUAUCUAGUUUUAAAACUUUUGUCCAGACAUUGAACCCUCUCAAAUACACAGAUGAAUUCCUGGCCAGGCUGGAAUGGAUGAACUUGAAAUGCAAUGUCUCAGCUUCUAUGUGUAGGACCCUGCAGAAUUGCUUAUCCAAUGCCUCAUUGCAAUGGUUAAAGGUACAGACUUUUGACAUGGCCUUUAGUGAUGAGAGUUAUGACAUAUAUAAUGUAGUGUAUGCUGUGGCCCAUGCCCUCCAUGAAAGGCUUCUUCAGCAUGUAUACAAUCAACCAAUGGAUAAUGGCAAAGGACAUUUUGCUUACUGCUUGAAGCUGCACUCCUUUCUAAGGAAAAUACGCUUCACUAAUCCAGUUGGAGACAGAGUGAUUAUGAACCAGAAAGAAAAACUUCAAGAAGAAUAUGGCAUUUUUCAGAUUUGGAAUUUACCAUAUGACCUUGGACUUAAGGUGAAAAUAGGAGAGUUUAGCUCAUAUUUUCCAUAUGGGCAACAGCUGCAUAUAUAUGAAGACAUGAUAGAACAUGCAAUAGGAAGUAGACAGGGUUUUGCCAGCCUAAGAAUGGAAAGCAUGACUCUCGCAAGUCUUGCCCCUAUUCCCAUUCCCUUUGCCUUGCUUAGAACAUUAUAUUUGAAUAAUAGUUUAAACAGUGAUACAGAUGUGGAUAACUGUGUGAGGUGUCCAGAGGAUGAGUAUGCUAACAGAGAGCAGAACCAGUGUAUUAAAAAAGCUGUGGUCUUUCUGAACUACAUAGACACCUUAGGGAUGGUUCUGACCUUAAUGGCCUUGUUCUUCUCUGCAUUCACAGCUGUGGUUAUUGGGAUAUUUGUGAAGCAUCACAACACUCCCAUUGUGAAGGCCAACAACCAGAAUCUCAGCUACAUCUUGCUAAUUUCACUCAUCCUUUGUUUCCUGUGUCCCUUGCUUUACAUUGGGCAUCCCAACUCAGCUACCUGUGUUCUACAACAAAUCACAUUUGGAGUUGUAUUCUCUGUGGCUCUUUCCACUGUGUUGGCCAAAACAGUGACUGUGUUGCUCGCUUUAAAAGUAACAACCCCUGGAAGAAGGAUGUAUUUUCUAAUUUGGUGCCCCAACUAUAUCAUUGUCAUCUGUAAGCUCAUACAAAUUAUUCUCCGUACAAUCUGGCUGCAAUUUUCUACUCCUUUUAUUGACAAAGAUGUGCAUUCUGAGCAUGGCCAAAUCAUCAUUGUGUGCAACAAGGGCUCAGUUACUGCAUUCUACUGUGUCCUGGGAUACCAUGGCUCCCUUGCAUUAGGGAGCUUCAUUGUUGCUUUCUUGGCUAGGAAUCUCCCUGACACAUUCAAUGAAGCCAAGUUGCUUACCUUCAGUAUGCUGUUGUUUUGUAGUGUCUGGAUAACAUUCCUUUCUGUCUACCACAGCACCAAGGACAAGAUAAUGGUGGCUGUGGAGGUCUUGUCCAUCCUGGCUUCCAGUGCAGGCCUACUGGGAUGCAUUUUUAUCCCCAAGUGCUACAUAAUUUUGUUAAGACCAGAGAAAAAUUCUCUUCAAAAGUUCAGGAGAAAACAUCUUCCUGAACACACAUUUCAUAAAUUGUAA